This is a messenger RNA of Dendrobium catenatum, 1993 nucleotides long. Its product is annotated as pentatricopeptide repeat-containing protein At1g09820-like. Bases 153 to 1958 code for a protein of 601 amino acids. The record is from RefSeq and is a predicted model, not a curated record. The transcript has a single exon. Gene Ontology annotation, molecular function: protein binding. Lineage: Eukaryota; Viridiplantae; Streptophyta; Magnoliopsida; Asparagales; Orchidaceae.
UCCAAAAUUUUUUAAUUGAUAGUACCAAUUUCAUAUUGGUGACAUAAUGAGAUAAAAGAACAGUCACAUAUCUUCUCAUAACGAAUAAUUUAGUUGAUAUUAGUAGUCUUGGAUUUAAAUGUCGUUAGGAUCAUCGCAAAUCAGUUCAGUGAAUGAUGAGCGUACCUCACUACGCGAAAACCAUCUCCAUAAGACGAAGCUCCUGCUUUCGCAUCUCAAUCCGACCCUUCUCCGCCUCCGGCGGCGCCGCUGGGCUCCCAGCGGCCGCCGAUUUUCUCACCUCCGUCGACCUCAUCACCCUCACCGACCUUAUAAACAAGCAACACUGGUCCCGUCUCAAAACCCUAAUCAACGAUUCCAACAACAACCCCUCAAAUCUCCUCCUCCACCUCUUCAACUCCGGUGCCGCCGCCUCCACUAUUCUCUCGUACUUCCGAUGGUCGGACCGUCACUUCCAAUCUCCCCACGACCUUCACCUUCACUGCCGCCUCCUCCAUUAUCUCGCCGCUGAAAAAUUAUACUCUAAGCUCCGCUCCGAGCUCCACUCCAUGGUUCUCUCCCGUCGCCACAGCCUCCCAGCCAUCUUCCACUUCCUCUCAGUCUGCGGCGAUCGCCGGACAUCCGCCUCCCUCAUAGCCGACAUGCUCCUCCCCGCCUACGUCAAAAAUUCUCAAACCGAGUCUGCGCUUGAAGCCUUCCGCAGGGCUGGAGACUACAGUUACAGGCUCUCGACCCUUUCUUGCAAUUCUUUGCUUAAUGCCCUAAUCAAGGAGGAAAAGCUGAAAGAGUUUGAAUCCGUCUUCUCUGAGAUGAUUCGGAGAAGAAUCCCCCCUGAUUUGAUCACCUUCAAUACAGUGAUUAACGGGUUUUGUAAGGCGGGGAAACUAAGGAGGGCAGGGGAUCUAUUGACUGAAAUGAGAUCAUGGGGCAUCGAGCCAACUGUUGUUACUUAUAAUACCCUAAUUGCUGGGUACUGUAAGAGUAAUCAAGGAGGGAAACUGUACCAAGCGGAUGCUCUCUUGAAGAAGAUGAUCUCAGCAGGUAUCUAUCCCAAUGUUGUUACUUUCAACACCCUUAUAGAUGGUUUCUGCAAAGACAGGAAUAGCUCUACAGCCAUGAAAUUUCUUGAUGAAAUGAAGCGGCAGAAACUCUCUCCAAAUACUAUUACCUACAAUUCAUUGAUCAAUGGGCUCUGCAAUGAGGGAAAAAUGGAGGAAGGUGUUGCAUUGCUGAAGGAAAUGAACAGUGAAGAUCUGAUUCCCAAUGUAGUCACUUUUAACACAAUCAUAAAUGGGUUUUGCAAGAAAGGAAUGUUGGGAGAGGCUAAGGGGUUUUUGAAUGAUCUAUUCGACCGGGGCUUGAUUUUGACCGCAAUUACUUACAACACUUUGAUAGAUGGUUAUUGUCGAUCCGGCCGGAUGGAAGAUGCAUUGGAGUUCAAGUUAUUGAUGUUGGAGAAAGGAAUUUUUCCUGAUUCUUCAACCUACAACUGCUUGAUAUGGGGCUUCUGUGAGAAAGGGGAUAUGAAGGAAGCAAGAAGCCUUUUGGAUGAAAUGGUAGAGAAGGGAAUUGCACCUGAUGUCAUAACUUACAAUGUUUUGAUUGCUGCAUUGUGCAGGGAAGGGGAGUUGAGGAAGGCAAGCAAGCUAUUUGAUGAGAUGUUUGAUGUGGGCUUGAAACCUUCUCACCUAACAUAUAAUAUACUAAUGGAAGGUUUCUGCAAAAAAGGGAACCUAAGGGCUGCUUUGAACAUCAAGGCAAGGAUGGAGGGGAAUAAGAAACAUGCCAAUGUUGCUACUUAUAAUAUCUUGAUUAAGUGCUUAUGUGAAAAAGGUGAACUGGAAGAUGCAAAUGGAAUACUUAAUGAGAUGUUAGAGAAAGGUCUUGUUCCAAAUAAGUAUACUUAUGAUGUUAUUAAGGAUGGAAUGGUUGAGAGAGGGUUUGUUCCUAAUAUGUAGAUGGCCAUCUUUGCAACAGUGCUUCUUAACACCAG